Molecule: messenger RNA, 24959 nt
Organism: Paramuricea clavata
Lineage: Eukaryota; Metazoa; Cnidaria; Anthozoa; Malacalcyonacea; Plexauridae
Source: the annotation of a GenBank genome assembly
CUGGAAAUGGAAGAGGUUCGCAGAAGAUUUUAUUCUUUCACAACUAAAAUGUAAUAAAUGCUGUAAGCUUAGUCACUCUUUUCUUCUGCAAACUAAGUGUAGCAGUCGAAGAUUUUACCUUUGAAACGCAUUUACGAGACGGGAAGUACAAGCCGCCAUGACAGAACACAAGAAGACUGGCGCACAAGUUGAAGGUAUACAUUAUAUAAAUUUAUAUAUACUGUGUUUAUAUAUUUAAUGACAAUGAAUUGUCGCAAUUAAAUGUGUAUGGUAGAUUUUACAUGCAGAUACAUGUUGCUUACAAAGCUCAGGGUUUGAGAUUUGAGAUCUGGAAAAUAUUUUGGAUAACAGCAUAUUUUAACCUUGUUUACAAACUGAAAAUCUGGUAUUCUCAAAUAAAACAUGCUGAUCGGCCCUUGAUAUAGCCUGCCCCUUGACAGUAUUUAAUUAUCGCGAUCUCAAAACUGAAGCCAGCAUGGUUUUUAUUAAAUCGUAAGAGUCACACAAUCUCAGAAUCAGACCAAUAUGGCAAUCGCAGAAAUUGCAACCAGCCUAUUUCUACGACUCUUGCGACAUAUGACAGUUGUGAUAUUUAUGAUUUAAUGGAGACCAGGCUCAAAUGUAAGAGGUUUGCAAUUACCCAAUGACAGAGUUAAAUGAUAACUGCAGCAUUGACAACAAUAUCAGAACAAUGAAUUAACUGCGAUCACUUUUGCAAUUAAUGCAUGCAUGAUCUUCAUCCCGACUGGAAAGUUUGGAAAUUGUGCAACCAAGAUUUGAAAAUUUAAUAGUAAAUAUGUAGAAAACAACAAAAUUACAUGCCCGAUAUCUUGGCUGUGCGAUACAAACUUUCCACACUGGAUCUUGAUUAACCCAUUAAGUUGCAUUAUGCCCCAAAUGUACUUUAUUAUUUUACUCUACGUUGCCAAACGAUUGGUAUUUCAACAAAAGAAUCCAUAUAUCUCAUUAGUCAUUAUCUUUGAUUGAAUAGGCACCAUCCAGACUGCCGUUUAUUGUCUUAAUUUCCAAGAGAUUGAUUGCAAGCCGGUUAUAUAGAAUACUGUUCUUUUGCCUGCAAAAGUGCAAAACGCUGUGGCAAAAAUCAUAUAUUAAUUUCAAUAUUAUUUCAAAAUUGGGUUGUGCCAGAAAUAAUCCACACUCCCCCCACAGAGGAAAUUUCUACCAUCCGGAGGGGAGGGGGCAGUCAAAAUUUGUUUCUGAUAAUAGUAAAAUAGGACGUCUGAAGCGGGUGGUGGGGUUAAUUAACUUCCAAUUUCCUCUGUGGGGGAGGUACUGUAUGGAUAUUUACUGGAAUGACCCAAUGGCCAAUAUAAAUUUAACAAAUCAUCAAUAGACAAUUCCCAUUAUAGACUAAUUUUAAAACUAGGCAAGGAGACCACAUCUAGAAAGAGCAUACUAAAAUUAGUAAAAUUAUGUAUAAAAGUUUGGUUGCGAAAUGUUGUAAAAUGCGGAAAAUAUAUAGCCUUGCAAAGUUUGCAAAUUUUGUAUACUUUUGUAUUGCGUGCGAAAAUUGCUACCAUUUUCGGCCCAAAUGUGGUAGGAAUUUCACCACGCAAUACAAAAGUAUACAAAAUUUGCGAACUUUGCAAGGCUAUAUUUUCCACAUUUUACAACAUUUCGCAACCAAACUUUGUAAUUUUACGAAUUUUGGUAUGCUCUUUCUAGCUGUGGUGAUUUAUUUGCAUCUCUUUGCCUAGUUUUAAAAUUAGUCUAUAAUGGGAAUUGUCUAUUGGUCGAUCAAUGACCAGUGACUUGCUGACUGACUUUGAGCUUUGCAAAGUAGUCUUUCUCAUGGUGAUGAGAUUUUGCAUAAUUCUAUCAUAUGUCAAAUUCAGACUCCCCGAAGUCUCAUACCACAUGUGAUGUUGGGGAAAUUUGGAACUUGCCAAAUGUUGAUUGGUGUCAUUGUGGGUUGUUUACAGCGAAUGUUAUUUAAUUAGUAUAGGUAAUCGCAUGGGGCCGAGUAAAAUUAAGGACUGGUUUAAUUUCAUUUGUGUUUUCAAAGUUUCACAAAGUUUCGUGAAGCGACGAGGGCAAUUUGUAAAACUUUGAAAACACAAGUGAAAUUAAACCUUAAUUUUACGAGGAACUAUGCGAUUACUUGUUAAUCAUAGAGGGCAAAAUUUAUUCGUAGGUACUCCCUUAGAGUUAGGAUUUGACUGUUCGGUUAGCACAAGACUGCACAGAGUUUGAGUGAGAUUAGAAUUUUUUCCUGGAAUUCUUUGUGGAUACUGGAUACCAGCAUUUCUUAACCUCGGCUGGUAUCCAAACUGAAAAGCUGGUAUCAAAUUUCUCAAAAUAAAACAUGGUUUGAAGAGAUCCUGUUAGGGUGGUUGUGCAUAUCGCUCAUCUGAUUUCCAAAACAAGCAAUGUCAGGGUUCGAAUUUAAUAGAAAGGAGAAAUCGAUUCGCAAAUUUCCUUCUUGAAAAUUUGAAGGACAUUUCAGUUUUGAAAAGUGGAAACACUGCUUUCGAAAAACAAAAUGGCGGUCGUUUCAUAGCGAAUUUCGUAAAGGGGAAUUGCUAGAUAGUAUACUUCAAAAUAAGGUUUCCCUUUUUAUAUCAAUUUUUUAAAAAGUUAGGGUUAGGUUGGGGUUUAGGUUAGGGUUAGGGUUAGGUUAGGGUGAGGGUUAGUAUUAGGGUUAGGGUUUAGUUUUGCGUUAAGAUAGUUUUUUCUACGUCAACAAAACGGAAACCUUAUUUUGAAGUAUACUAUCUAGCGAUCACCUUUCGUAAAGUUUCUGAAGAAAUUGUAGCCAUAUUCUUCAUUUCACACAUAUUUUUAGUACAAAAUUACAAUAAUAGUCAGCAAAAUACUCCAUAUCUUUCAUUAAGACAUUAUACAGUGUGUAUCAAAAUAAUUCGAAUCCAAAUUUGACACACUGCUGUUUAUAAAAUAAUAAGUAAACCAUAUAAUUUUUAUAUGGCAAUUAAGAAUAGCCUAUUAGGUUUCCGAUUAUGUCGUUCUUAUAUCAAUAAGAUCAAAAAUGACCAAGAAAUCGUGUGUUAAAACUGGUUGCUCGAAAUCAAAUUUUUCCGCCGAUGGGAAUUCGAAGUGAGACGUACAAACAAAAGAUAAUGCAAAUUUAAUUAAUCAACAAACUGUUAUGUAGCAAAAUUUACAUAAAUUCGUGUUCAUUUAAAGAGAUUUAAGCUCCUAUGCCUUCAACAUGUUGAACGAGAAGAAAUUCGCGUUAAAUUUGCAUUUAAGUUUUCAGUGAUGAUUAGAUAAGAGAUUUAAGCUCCUAUGCCUUCAACAUGUUGAACGAGAAGAAAUUCGCGUUAAAUUUGCAUUUAAGUUUUCAGUGAUGAUUAGAUUUCAAAGCCUUGUGGGACUAACUUUGAAAGAAAAAAUGUCCAAUUCCCAUCGGCGGAAAAUUGUGAUUUUUAUGGACUUUUUUUGUCAAAGCAAUACUCCUUCAUUUACCAACUAAAUGACGCGUAGGCCUACAGCAUGUCAUUUGAAAGGUAAAUAUUUUAAAUGAACUUAACAAUGGUGUAAAAACCAACCGAAUUUGUCAAAUAUAUUCUGCGUUAUUACACGCCAAAUUUGGAUUCGAAUUAUUUUGAUACACACUGUAGUAAAAUACAUUCGAAGUGAUUGUCAAAAUCAACCUUUUAUGUAAAACCUAACACAUUUGUCAUUGUUUUUGCCAAACGUCAUUCGCAAAAUGGAUGAUUUUGCAUUCAUAAAAAGCGAAUUUACGUUCGCAAAAUGCGAAUAGCGAGCCGCUAAUUCGAACCCUGAAUGUGGCCCGCUUGAGAACAUUCCAAUGUUGCUUUCGGAAUUUCGUUAUUGUUUUCCUUCUUUUCCAUGUCCAUGGCCCCUAUUGAUAGCAGAAGCUUGUCUUCUGAAAGGGUAACCCUGUUGAAAUAAAGGUUUUACAUUACAUUACAUUACCAUGUCGCUGUCACAGUUUAGACAGAGUUUGCAACCAAUGUUACUAUUUCAUUUUAUAUAUGAUGCCAUUUCCAGGCAUAUGUCGCCAUUUCAAGGCAUAUGUUGCCUGUCAGAAUUUACCCUAACAGCGCUUCUUUGAGUGUAUUACAUGUACGGUAUAUGAUUUACUGUAGUUGCCAUAUGGUCUCAAAAUUAAAUUCACUAAAAUCUAAAUGUAAAGGGGAUUCCCAGUACUAAUUAUGAUAGAGUUUAAUGCUAAUGGCAACAAUAACUGCAUUGUCAGAACCUUUGUAAUUGUCUUGAUUAAUCAUGUGGAAAUGAAAAUGGGUUAGGCAAGAUCCUCUUGAGUGUCCAAAUUGGAUAUACCAAGGUUUUGACAUCUGGUGUCCAAAAGUUGAAACUGAUAUUGUCAGGAUGCCAGGAUAUUGCAAAUUUUGAACCCUGAACUAUAUUUUGUGUUUUAAUUGACUUUGAUAUAAACAAUAUCCUGACAGUUUUAACUGAUAACUUGAUUACACGUGAUAUGAUCGAUCUUGAACCGACGACCUAGCUUCCUAUAUAUAGGCACUGGAUAUCAAUUUCUGCCAUCUUUUCCUGUCAUCUUUUCCUCAGUUUACUUUUCUGAAAGGCUGAAAUUGACCGAAGGUAUUACUCCAUGGCGAACACGGAUUGCUUAUUUCCUAUUGGACUUAACAUUGAUAAAGUUUUGCAGCAUUUUAGAAUAAUAUUUUGCCAGUUACGAAAAUUAAAGUUUGUCCAACACAUUCGAACGUUCUUUCGUUAGACAUGGUGAUGGCACUGGUUGAUGCAGCGAAUGACAAAGACAAGUCUGUCACUGAAAUGGUCAGAUCGUCUCUGUAUGCCAUUGGCUUGGAGAAACCAGAACUGGUUUUAAGCCUGUGCAAAGAUUACAUAUUGAAACACCAGAAGGUACAGAACAUGCUUAUUGUACAGUACUUCACUUAGUUUACUCAGGGUUCGUACAACACUUGAAAGUCCUUGAAUGUCCUUGAAUUUGAAAAGAAGUACUUUCAGUUAAAUUUUUCUUGCUUUAGUUUUUGGAUAUUUUUUGAAAUUGUUUAACAUUCAAAACGGACAUUUUGUUGAAUUGAUUUUGCAUGUUCAUAUCUUACUUUUUAUCCACCCAAACAUUUGGAAAUUUGAAAAAGUCGAAAUUUUACAAAUAUCACGCGUACAUGAUCUACACAAAUAAGGGAAUGCUAUUGGAUAAGGUUUUGUGUGACGUAAUUCCGUUCGUCUGUCCUCUAAUAGAUCAUGACUCUCGACCAAUGAAAGCGCUUGCAUUCUUAAACAGUAAUAUUACACCAUAUCUAACUACCAGAGGCAGAGCGUGUAUUUUUGGAUUUUGCUGCUAGGGGAAAAGUGAUAUUCAUUUACGGCAGGUUACGGCAGGAAUGUCCAAAUCUCGUUAUUUGGGGCUGUUGGUGGUGACGAGCAUACGGCGCAGUCUGCACUCAACUGAUUCAAGUCCAUGUCCGACUUGCUACAACACUGCUUUAUUCCGUCCAAUGUUAUGUUAUGUUUAAUUCCUUUCCUGUAGCUAAGUAAAGAGCACCGUGUUGUCUUGCUGGAAUCCAUGGGCAAGAUUAUAUCAGAUAAGAGGGAUGUUAUUCAAGCAGAUCUAGCCAAAGAACUUUUGAAGUUGGCCUUUCAGGAAAUGACAAAAUCAAAGGUAAUUUUUCUGCCAGAUUUUACAAUGCAGGUCGAUAACUACUGAUCUUGCUUGUAGGCAAACUGCGACGCAUCUUUUCAUAAUUUUCAGGAUAUUCAACCAAAGUGGCAAACUGCUGCAUCAGACCUCAUCGUGUCUGUUGGUAAGAAGUUCAAACAUGAAGUAAUGAGCGAACUGCUGGAGAACUUGGUGCCAGGAACCUUACCCCACUACUUUGUCAUAUUAACCUUGGCUAACUUUGCUCAAGCUGAUGGUAAGAGCAAAGAAAAAUUAUUGUUAUAUAGUUAGUGUCAAAGUUCAAUUUUUCUGUUUGCCGAUUGGUCAAAACCGUGCCACGUGCCGGUCCACAAAACGUCAUGUUCGGCAACCGGUCCGCAAUCAAACAUUUAUUGACCGGUCAAUAAUAAAAUGGGUUCAAUACGCAUGCGUGUCAACCAUGAAGUUCCAAAGUUCAUUUUUAAAACUUUUUACUAAACAUUUACGGCGUUCCAUUUAUCCAGUUCUGGUUUCAAAUUAAGUUCACUCCAAUAACCGGUGAAUUAUUCAUACUUUGACACUUAUAUACUAUAUAACAAAACACUUUUUUACUGAGACCUCGGGAAAACAGUGUGUUUUGUGGCCCCUCGACAGCUGUUGUUGUCUCGGGUCCACAAAACACACUGUUUCGCCUCGGUCUCAGUAAAUAAGUGAUAAUUAUUUAUUGAUUCAUUUAUUAACUUUACAUGCAACCACACAAAAGUACUACAAAAUUAUUACAAAUAAACGUUUUGAAAAAACUGAGCAACACUUAAUUUAAAUAUGGUUGAAGGUAUAGUCAACAGAACAUGCGAGUCCCAUGUGAAGACCAACCUGAAUACCUGACUAAAGACAAGGCAUACAACACUAUUUACAUAAUUUUGUGAAUCGCAUUAAUAAUUCAUGAAGAAAACACAAAAGAAAUCAUGAGCGUGAAGGAGUUUGUAUAUCUGAUACAGAAUCAUGCUGAUUACGUAAAAUUCAGUUUUCUCAUCAAAUAUCAUUCAUUUAUUUUAAAUUGUUGAAGAACACGAAUGUUCUCAUCAAGACGUUUACUAAGCCAUUUACAACAUUCGCAUCCGUAUUGUACAUGUACAUCAUAUUCAUUUGAGUACAUAAAACAUGAACUUGUGGUUAGAGCUCGACAACGACAACGAGAACUAAGUUUAGCCAAGAAAAGGUCCGAGGAUUGAAAUUCCCAGUGUUCGUCACUGCAACUAACGCGUGUGUUUUUAUUUAGCUUUUGCAUUAGUCCCCUUUCUCAAAGAUAUUCUGGGCAGAUUGCUACCGAUGUUAUUGCUGACAAAGCAAGAUAAUAUGAAAUGGGUGUUUGCUCAUUGUAAGUAAAUACAAUAUCCGGUUCUUUUACUAUGCUCUCAUUUACAAGAUUUGAGCUUAUGUAGCAAUGCUUGCUUGCCUUUUUUGUUUGAAUGCAGCCUUCUAGUUCCUAUUUAGGUCAGUGCGCAAAAUUAUCUCAUACCUAGCGUGUUAGCGGCUUUGCUAUUGGCUACGAGGAGGUGCGUUCAAUCUCGAACCCACCUGCUGACGUAUGUUUGGGAGGUGGGUUCGAGACAUUGAACUAUAAAAAACUGGAAGGCUAAGUCAGGGGGGGAAGUUGAAGCCGUGCUUGAAGCUUUUUUUGUAGGUAGACCCAGUCCUUUUUAAAUUUUUUUUUCAAAAUAUGCACAUUUUUGAUCAGAAAAAUCUUGCCCAAAAAUAUUAGUUAUGUCACCAAAUUUAAUUGAUAUCAGUAGUAUGACAAACGAAUGUAAUAUUCGCAAAGCAAACAAAUCACGAAUUAGCAAAAAAAUGCGAAAAACACGACCAUAAGUAUGAACGGUCCGAGAAACCGCGCGUUUUAGGCUGCUUUCUCUGAGUUUUUGGAAGUUUAAGAUAAAACUAAGACGUCACACCUCAGGAAUAAUUUAAACCCAUGCAAAAUACAUCUGUAUGCGAAGUUUCAAGAAGAUUGAAUGUUUUAAGGUUGAAAAAAAAGCAUUUGAAAAAAGUCCGGGAUUGGACGCACCUCGUGUUGUUGGAGGUUCUUCUUCCAGCCACCCGAGGUGCGUCCAAUCCCGGACUCACCUCCCUGCAAGUAUGUUUGUUAUAAAGUUCAAUAUGCUCCCGCUGUGGUAUUUUGACUUUUGGAGGGCAAUUUGUUUAUUUGUGACCCGCCUAGAAAAUGUUACUAAAAUGGCCACAAAUAAAAGAUAUCACCAGACAUUACCAGGCCGAAUAUAUUCUUGUAUUUUUCAGGUAGUUCAUCUCUACCAACGAAGGUUUUGACUGCUUUUCCAUGUGUAUUCUUGUUUCUUAAAUAUUGGUAUUCAAAUUUUCUUAUUGUGUAGGUUUCUCGCGGUUUUCAGAAAGCGUUACGUAUUACUUGGCAAACGUUGAAAGUACAAGUCAUAAUGAUAUCAGACAAAAUACAUUUGAAGGAGAAAUGUUAUCUGCUUAUGAAAUUUUAUUUAACGUUUGGAUAAAAAGCAACGAAGCAAAGGUAGUUACUGUCAAGGGAAGGAAAGGUCAAGGAAACUUCGUACUAAUUGCAUAUCAUUGAUGGAUAACCUUUUGAAAUAUGGCUUCUGCAGUAAACAGUAAAUUAUAGUACUGUACGCAACGCUGUAAAUCGCACAAUUAGAGAAUACGGUAGGUCGUUUGCAAUUUGCCCCAAUUGCUGCAUGGUUGCAGAAUAUAGUUUGUAGAACAAUUGAUGUGAUGUUUACCUGGUGUAAUAGGCAAUUCCAGCUUUUAAUUUAUGCACGCAGGGGGUGAGCGGACGUAAAGUAUCAUAUUGCUGAUUAUGCUAAGAAAAUAAAAAAACCCCUGCCGAAGCAACCGAAAUAUUUCAAUAUUUACAACUACAAGGAUAAGCUAUAUCACUCCGUGUUUACAGUACAGUACACGGCCACCAUUUUUAUUUUUCAGCAUAAUCAACAAUAUGAUACCUUACCGGACCCCUGCACGUAUACACUAAAAGCUGGAAUUGCCUAUUAAGUUACUGUCUAUUCUGCAUCUUCGUUUGUUCCUAGUGGCAGUAGUACGGUAUUCUUGCAGCCAGCGAUUGAGGCAAGAUGCGAACGACCUACCGUACUUUAAUCUCAGAUUUUGCGAUUAACAACGUCACGUUAUAUAAUUCACUGCUGAAGCCAUAUUUCAACGUAUAAUAUGCAAAUUACGAAGGAAGUAGAAAAAGGCAUGUCCGUGAUUUUUGGCAUACAUGCAUGGUGCUGAGACCAGCCAAUUUACCUACAAGGUCUUUUCUCAAUUCGUAUAACACACACAAAUUAAAAAAAACGAAGCUUUUGCCUUCAGUAGACAAAUCGUUGUUAAGCCUGAUUUCCAUAUCAUGGUCAUAAAAAUAGAGUCGCGAUCUUUCUCAACCGCCAGUUUAUAAUAGUUUAUUCCUGUAAACCACAUAUAAAUAAUAAGUAUUCUCUAGUUAUAUAAUCACUCUGUGUAUUUUCAGUUCUAGAAUGUUGUGUAGAGCGUUUGCACUAUGAUGUCACAGCCGCCAUGUUGGUGUUCCAGUUCAAAAGAAUUUUAAUUAGACUCUCUUGUCUGGAACAUCAAAAUGGCCGCCAUGGCUUUUGUUGAGUUGGUCCCUGGGGAAACGUUUUAUUUCGGCUGAUGACAAAGAUCGUGACUCAAUCUUUACGACCGUUACGACCGUAUGGAAGCCAGGCUUUACCCAAUUCACAACGUUAGAUAAAUCACAUGCCUAGUUACCUUUAUUUUAAUUUACAGAAGCAUAGAAAAGAACAAAGGUAACUAAGCAUAAGAGUUAUUCACUCAUGUAGAUAAUACUAAAGCUUAGUCACCUUUGUUCUAUUCUAUGCUGCUUUAUACUAGAGCAAUGAUAAUUAUAGGCAUGUGAGUUAUCUAAAAUUGUGAAUUGGGUAUAAAAAGAAUUUAGCCAAAUUUGUCUAGCAUUGUCACAGUCAAAGAGAGUUACUAACGAUUUAUAUUUCAUGUAAUGUAUAAAUUGACUGCCACACGGGAGUCAAUUUAUUUGUAAAAAGCUAGAUUAUGUCUAACGUUUGUUUGGAAUCUUGAUUCAACAUGUGCCAAAGAAUUUACUCUAGAUGAUGUGCAACCACUCCCAUGGGAUUCAAAGGACAAAGAGAUUUUUGCCAUGUUGGAUGAUAUUUGCAUUGCAAACAAGCAAAAUCCUUUGUUAAUGUUAUCCAACAUGGCGAUGGUGACGUGACUUGCACACUACCUAUAUCGCGUGACUAAAAAAAUAUUGUAUUGUAUUGUCAAUGUUGGACUUGUUUAGUCCUCAACUGAUAUUUUGAUAAAUUAAAAGGUAUUUUUUCUUGCAUUAAGGUACGGCUUUCGAUAAUUGAAGCCAUCGGUUAUAUGUCACAUCUGUUAUCACGAGAAAAAUUGGAGGAACAGCUGCCUCGUUUGUUUAGUGGCAUCAACAGUUUAUACAGAAAACAUCCUCCAGCUCAAUUCUACACAAUCACUCAAGUAAGCAUUUGUUUCGAGUUACCUGUAUACAGAGAUUAUGCAUGUAUAAACGUGAUUUUUUAAUAGACUCUUCCCAAAACAACGCCACAAAUCUCUCUUUGUCUGGGAGCCAUAUUCUUAUACGAAUCGUGAGCGAACUCCUAGGAUGUGACGUAAUUAUCGAAAGGUGUAUUAAAUUUCUCAGUGACUAUGAGAAUGAGCAUUUGUGAAUUCGCAAUGAGAUUUCCAUACUCCAAAUCAUUGACAAAACUAUGGCGAUGGACGUCCUCGAAGCUCGAGCACCCUUAAUCAUAAUCGCCUGAUGCAAAGUUGACAAUGAAAGUGCAUUUUUGUACGGCAACACUGGCCUGCUUUGUCAUGCACAAGUCAUUCUGUCUUAUAUUUAUGCAAAUUAUAUUUACAGUAUGUCAAUUUUCUUUCGUUCAUUCAAUUUAUUCUUUAUAUACUGUCCAUUUCUGUGAAAAUUUUAAAUAUAUCUGAGUAUCGGUCCAACGUUUUUAUGCAUUAAUUUGUUACAGAGUUUCUGUCGUAUUCUUGAGGCAGCGAUAUCAGAUGGUGGAGAUAUGUUGGCUUUACAUCUUGAUCAUUUAUUAAAUGAUCUUUAUGACAAGGUAUACAGAUCAUUUCUACCCAUAUCGGUCUCAGAACGGUUUUUAUUGGCAAAGAAAUAAAAAAACGAGAAAACUCCAUACUUUUUACACCAUAAUUAAAGGUUUUUGAUAUUCACCAAAAGUUAUUAUUCGUAAAAAAUCAGCAGCUUUAAAUCGCGGUGACUGCCAAUUUUUUAUCCUAACGUAGGGCCCAACUGCCGGGCGACAGGGAUGUUGCUAGAAUGUAGCGUACUAAAUAUAAACUUUACUUGCAUCUAGGCGAAAAGUUUUAUUUGUAGCACCCCAUUUUAGUACUGUGCCUGCUUUAACGAAUUUAAUCCAACGGAAAUUCCCAAACAGCCCGCAAUAAUUUUCUGGAACCAAAUGGUCCCAUGGUUGGGAGCUUUUAACACGUCUGAUUUGUCUCGUACGUUUUAGUCUAGGACCUGUAUAUGAGUUUGUAUGCAUUUCAUUUAGGACAGAUAACCUGAACUGUUUUAGGGCAAGUUGACCAUGACGGUCGACAUGGUAACGCUGCCCGAACCCCAAUCCGGGGCGAAACGUCCGAAACUGACCACACCCAAAAACGACGCUCUCGCCAUAGGGCUAUCUACCAAACCAUAAAAGCUUUGGCUAUUCUGAGGUGCUUAUAUGGUUCAGAGAUGGUGCUUUUAGGGGUGGUCAUUGGUAAGUGUGAAAUGCCUAGCACUGAUAUUUCACAAGAAAAUGACCAUGCAAUACUCAUAGUCAAACGUCAAUUUGUGACUUACAAAUUCAGAUAAACAGCAGUGGACCUACAUUACCUUUUUUCCUAAAUAAUUUUUAUAGAAACAUAAUUGGUACUUAUUUAAGUAUAUUAUCACUUCUUUGCUGUAAAAUAGUCUUCACUUUAUGACCGAAAUAAUAAUUUGAAAUGUACCUACCUCCUGCAAAUGGACGCAUUUGGCCAAAUUCUCCACUUUACUCCGCUGUUUAUCGCCAAUCUCGUUGAAAUCCUUCCAAAUUUGUACGGCAGGGAAGAAAUAAUGGUAUCAAGCACAUUUUAAACAAGUUUUAAAUAGAUUUCAAUCAGAUCCUAGCUGUUUAACCAUCGACAAGGUAAAACCACAACUUUGUCCAAUUCGGCGCCAUUUUGUCAUCCCAUGUCGGUUGUCAACAAUUCGGCCUUAUUAUUCUUCCAUCCAAGCCAUUUUGAUUCCACUAAUAACAAAUUGAACCCUUUGUUAAGGGUAUCAAAAUGAUAUAUAAACAAAAUAUAAGAAAUGCAGCAUUUUAUCACCCUGUAAAAUGUUGCUUACGAGUCUUUCAAAACAUUCCGUACAAAUCUCGCGUGGCAAAGCAACAGAACCGGCUCAUAAUAUUCUAUUUUGUUUUUGUUUUUUAGGCUUGUGUCAUGCCUGAUUUCAGCAAUCCUGGAACUGUCAAGAAUUGCAACGAAGUUCUUAGAUGUUUUGAUACCUUAUGUAAGUCAUCCACGUGUACGACUUACUGUAGAGGGUUAAGAAUCCCAUGCACAGCCUAACAUUUGCCAUGUAUAGAAGCCCACUGGCAGAUUCAGCCUGAAAUUUGGAAGACAAGUAAUAAAUAAGUCUGACGGCUUUUCAAUGAUUUAUGCAAUUUUACAGUAUUGUAGUUAACUCUUGUUCAUAUUUCACACCGCAUCUAUGUUAUAGUUCGCAUGGAAAAUAGUUUAACGCGCAAUUUUUCUGCACUCGAUAUACUUAAUUUAUCAAUGUUGAUGUAGUCAUUAAUAUGUACAAAAUCAAAGAGUGUGAAUCUUAUGGUUGAAGUAUUUUGUGGAUGGAAUUUUUUAGUUUAGAUUUUAUACAUCUAUUUUACAGUGUGACCAGGUUUAGUAUGUACAUUUUAUUACCAGAUCCGGUUGGAUGCCCUUAGACAACCCCACCUGCUUUAAACAACUGCAACAUUAAGAACAGGAGGGGGCAACCAACCAAUUUUAAGCAGCUUUAGUAAAAAAAUUUGCAUAUAUGGUCACACUGUCUAUAUUUAGACCUUUAACCAGGAGCAACUAUAGGCCCUGUGGCAGGAAUAGAACUUGCGGCCCUGCGAUCCCGGUGUACGCUCUAACCAACUGAGCUGUAGAGUCCAGUUGUCGAGAUCUAACCGCAAGUUCAUGUACGCAAGGGCCUAUAGUUGCAUUUUUCUCAGCUGCCCUUGUUAGGUCUACAUACUAGAUGUAUAAAAUGUACACCCGAGAAUUCCAUUUGUAACUACAAAAUCUUUAAACAGGUUCAGUCACUCAAAAAUCCUGAUGUGAAUCUUAUAUUUGCUGCCCUCUACAUGUGUUGUAGUUCAUUGUUAACCAGUUUGAUAUUGACAUUGUUAUUUAUUUAUUACAGGUAAAGUGUUUUCCGACCGCAUAAUAUCUCAUUUGCUCUUGAAACUGGAAAAAUCUGGGGAGAAAGGAAGGUUGGGAAGUCUUUCUGUACUGAAGCAACUUGUGAACUCUUCAGGUUUGUUUUAUUAUUGUCAUUGUUAUAUUUUAAACACAUUUAUGCACGAUGGCCUUUCGGUUUAAAUCUUGAUUUUUACAUAAUUAGUGACUUUUAGCGUUACCACUUGUAUACUCCAAUGGUUCUUGCCGUGUACUUGACUUGGUACAAACUUGAGACUCAAGGUGCACUUAUAGUCUUUAAGAUUAAGUGUGUAAAACGCAGUUUUCUAAAAGGUAUAUUCAUUCAGUAACCUGAAAUACCUGUACAGUGUGAAGGAACGCAAUUGCAUGCUAUACGGACACAUAAAAUCCACUCCGACAAUCCUUAUGCCUGUAUUCUAAAAGCUCACUCACGCUCUCAAAGAGUGGAGGUUCAAUCUGAGGGUUAGUAUGUGACUACUCACCUUCCAGCUUUUCAAAAACAGCAUUGAGUCCUAUCAUGUUGCAUGCCCAAACAUGCCGGAGAUAUCGGAUUUAAGCCUUGGAAAGUUUGCUGGUCAUAUGGUACAAGCAAAACGUACGCAGAUAGCAAGAACACUGCAUACCUAUACGCUAAAAUGAAAAAGAUACCAGAAGGCAAUAGUGUCGUACCCUCCGUUCGUAUAUGCACGCGAAUUAUCGCAACCUGAUGAUUGUACUUAAAUGUAUACACUAGGCCUAUUUAAAAAUUAAAAGUCUCCAUCUUCUCUGUUCUUGCAGGAAGUUAUUUGGAAAACAAGAAGCCACUCUUAGUAACUGGUGUUCAAGUUGUUAUCACGGAUGCAAGUCCAAAGGUUUGUUGAGCAGUUUAUGUACUGUCGAUCAAGGUUUUCAAAAUAACCAACAGCGCAAUGGAUGAUUGCAGCUAUAUACUUAAUUUUGCUCUAGGUAGGAAAAACGAAAUCCAUCACCACAGCUAGAAAGAGCAUCUUAAAAUUAGUAAAAUUGCAAAGUUUGGUUGCUAAAUGUUGUCAUGGCCAGAAAUCACGGACAUAAUUUAUUCUACUUCCUUACUAAUUUGCAUAUCACUUUGAAAUAUGGCUCCAACGGUAUAUAGUAGAUUGUACAACGCGAUGUUGUAAACGCAAAAUCUGCCAUUUUAUUUUUGACUUGGGAUCUCCGGAUUUUUUUCCGCCUGCCAUUUCUGAGAUAUACCCUGCCUUUGGCUAUUCGCAGGUCGUUAUUUUGAGCCCUAAGUAUACAGUACGUUGUUGGUUCUAGUAAUUCUUCAAUUAGUGUUUUUUGAAUUGAACUAAAUUGAACUGAAUUGGACUUAAAUUGAACUAAAAGAUUUCGAUGUACAGAAGCUAUUUCAUGUUGAAGCCACAUAAAUGAUCUGAUGGUAGGAUCAUAGUAUUCAAGUACAUAUUACUAAAAUCUUCACCGCAUCGUUUCAAACCUAUAGUUGCACUGUAUCUUCGAGGUUAUGAAAUAAAUAAAAUACCUGGAGGGAAUAAAAUAAAGUCAGACCCCCAAAUGGCCCCCAAAAUAUUGGGAGGUCAGCCCCCCAAUUGGAAAUUAAAGUUCUAACAAAGGUGCUUACCCCCCCCCCCCCCGAGCUCCCAACAGGGGGGAGUCUCCCCUUUUUACACUGCUGGUUAAUGAUACCAUACUAAACGUCUUCAAUUUUGCAUUUUCAGGUGAAACAGAUGUUUGCUCAACUGAUUGCAGCCAUGGCGCAUCAUGGUUAUCUCAAUCUUGAAGGAGGCCAGAGAUUGGUCGAGUUCAUUGUGAAACAAUGCGCUGUUAAUGUUGAUGAAGAGGUAAUGUUAUUAUUAGUCAAAAUGCUCUCAGUUAAUAUGAAUAUAUUGCGUUCUCCAAGAUAAAUUUCAGUAUUGGAAGUUAAUGUUUUUGUAUUGUGGAGCCAGUUUCCAUAGUUUCAUAGCGUGUACUAGGUACCUGGUGAAGUAUAUCGAUGUAGUCCUAGGGCUGUAUCAAAAUUAAUUGGGGGAUCAAAAUAAAUUCACCUCACUUUAAGUAGUGAUUUAUACGUAUGAGAUGUCAUUUCAAAUCCUCCAAUUCAGACUGGACUAUAGAUUUCGAGUCCUCGCAUCUUGAUCAAAUUGACUUGAAAUCUAGUGCAAUCCUCAUAGUCGAAUUUGAAAUAUGACUUCGAGUUUUCCCACACUACCACAUGUGUUUCUAUAAGACAGCUCAUGAAACCUACUCGAUCGGUUGCCCAAUUUUUGGUCGUCAAUGUGAUUAUAAAAUAGUCAAGAUUCAUUUUUAUUUAAACUGAGAUUCACUUUUUGUCUUGUGUUUCCUUAAUUAAUUUGGUUGUCAGAACUAAUAUUAUCACACUUUUUUUCGAUUACAGCGCUUGUUACACGGGAAAUUUUCCAUGUUUCCCUACAGUUGUAGGAACAGGCUUCUCGACCAAUGAACACUCGCGUACCAUAAAUUUUAUGAAUAAUAUAAUUAUAGAAGCCCAAGAAAUCCUCUGAGGGUGACAGUCCUUCAUUGAAAUCCAUUCAAUCCAUGUGUGAGAAUAUUUUGCGGCUUAUCACAACUACGAUCGAGAAAAUGGAAAGUGUAAGUGAUUUGUUUUAGUAUCUGUAUUUUGUGCACGCGUUUGUCUGUCAGCGUGACAGCGUCGAAUGAAAGAAUAUUAAUCAGCUUAUAUAUUAAAACUACAGGAGGUGUGUUUCUUUGAUCAGAUUGUAUCACCGCGUAAACCCCUGUUUAAUAUACAAUUUAGUUCAAAAGAAAGUUUGAUAACAUUAUACUCUGAUCACAGAAUAUCGUCUGUAGAUUCAAUAUAUCACUGUAAAUCUGGGAGUGUUACCUCAACACCAAAAUCGGUGUACAUUCUUGCCUCUGUAUGGACACCAAUUUGGUGUUAACUUACACUGAAUUUGGUGUCAUUGUGCACCCUUACAGUGUUAAUAGAUGCAACUGUGUGGACACCAACUUGGUGUAAAUCUACAUUAUGACAUCACUAAGACACCGGAGAAUACCCAGGGUGACCCCCAGAAAUUUUACGAUGGCUGUGUUCUAGAUUUUACGCAACUAAACAACUAGACCUUAAUAAAUCUAGAUGACAGUAUGAUUGUUAAAAUUGGUCUAGAUUAGAAAAAAAACAACAAUAUUAUGGCUGUUGAAAUUACGCGUCAGUUGUGUUAACAAUAGACAGGUUUGCAUGAUGACCGUUUAUUUUAAAGAAUCGUCACAUUGGUUCUCUCUGCUGGAUCAAUUGUAUAAUACUCGCAGUGUCAAAAUUCAUCUCUAAGAUAAUAUUUUUGAUGGACAUUAGUAAUUUGCCAGUUUAAUUUAAUGGAAAUUUGGAGUGUAAAUUUGAUACCUAACCAAGGGCAGCUGCGAAAAAUGCAACUAUAUAUAGGCCCUCUGGCUGGAAUCGCACAUACAGCCUGUACAAUUCCUGCGUACUGCGAUCAUUGAUUGGAAAGCUUAGACUUCAAUAGAUCGAUCUUAACAUUUAAUUGUGUAAAUCAUAACCAAGUACUUUCAUCACAGCAAAACAUUCCCGUUCGAUCGAACGUAUUUGCCACAAGUCCAGACUACUUUGCCACUCUGAAAUGCUUCGGGUCAAAUUUAACUUCCUUCUGCCGCUAUCCCCCGUUACUUCGUCCUUGGCCAUCAUCGGCCAUGCGAAACCGUCUUUAAGAACCCCAUUAAACCAGGAACUUGCAUGCCUGCUAUGCGAUAAUCCUAAAAAACUACAAAGAUCUUCAAAAAUUUCUGACGGUGCGGAAAUAAGGUCUUCGUAUUUAAUCAUAAUAUGACGGUUGUUCUGAUUGAUCUCAGAAUUUUCCAGGUGUUGUCUAUUUCGUAAUUGUUGGGUACAAAUUUUCCGUGCUUCGCUGGCUACCCACGAUUCUGAUACAUUGCCACUUUCGUGUAACUGCGCGUGUAAAACCGCGCGUGGAUCUCGCACCAACUCCACGACACGAAACGGAUUGUGCGUACCGACGUCUAGGUGACUUAGUUUUUCCAGAUCAACUAAUUGUGUGGUUUUAACCACCGUAUAGUCGUGUAGUUUACAAAUCGCGUUCAGUGUAGGUGGUCGUAGGUGGGUGCAAUAUCUGAUGUUGUACGAACGGCCGUAAAUCACCUCGGGGCAAAGCGGUGGGGAUGAGAGCGCGCGGCUUGCAAGCCGGUGGACUAAGGCUCUGUAAUGUCGAGAUAAAAAAUUUGUAUAAAAAUUGAAGUGUCUGAAAUCACAAUUGAAUAUACCUUCUAGAAAGCUUCUUAGCAUAGACGUGUAGACUUCAGGAGGUCUGUUUUCUCUGUAAUACUUGAGAGAGUGAAAAGGCUCAAAUAAAUAAAACACACUGUGGUGUUGGUUGAACAAUUCCCCAAGUAACAGCUCUCCCGAAUGAGGAACAGAUGUUACCAACACAUUCUGAUGUCGCUUGCUUCCAAACGUCGCCAAAGUUGAGUCCUUUUCCAUGACUUUUCCCAACUUUUCGUAAAUGCGUAGGGUCGCUCGAAGUUGGCGGAGCUCCCGCGAUAACUUGCUAACGUUAUUUCGUAGUUUUUCGACUAGUGCGUCUUGCCGUCGGGGACGAGGGGAUUGCGAUAUAUGAGGGUCGUCCAGCAUAUCAAUGUUAAAGCCGGCUUGUUCCCUGAUUGCCGCGUCGAACACACAUACGGGCAGAAACAGUGAUAUCGACAGCGUACACAGAAAUACAAUGCUAGCAAAUAUUACAGCCAAAAACCACAGCGUUGAUGCCUUCAGAUUACAAGUGUUUUUGAAAACGAACAGACAUUUCCAGCGCAUUCCCGAAAUUUAACAGCAUCUAAAACCAAAGGCAAAAAGUUCACUAUACUAUCCCUGCAAAAUACAAUGCCUUCUGUCCAAUCUAUAUAGUUCUUCGACACUCGAUGUUUCGACGUGUGGCUCGAUUAACAAUAAUAGCACAAAGAGAUAUAUGUUUUCCCUUACUGCAGCUAUUCCUCUGAUCAGUCCAGAUUAUAUUUCCGUACACAUCCAGGCCAUUGUAUUGGGCCUUCACUUGUAAAUAAAAUUCUGGGUGUUUACAAUCCGUGAGAUUUGUAUACUAGUUUCACGUGGAGCUAAUACUGUAUGUGUUGAAUAUAAAGUGAAUUUGACUCAAACCAAUCUGUCGUCUUUGAAUUGCUACUGUAUUCCGCUUUGAUAACAUUGAUUUCCCCCUUUAUAACCUUUCUUCGCUUUGUUGUACUGUACAAGACGCACUAUUCUUGGUUAACUUUACUACAAUCGGUGUUUAAUGAUUACAAAAAGUUGAAGAUUAUUACCCGCGAUAUUUAUUUGAUAUUUGAGAUUUCGUAGUUGUUAUUGUUUAUACAUGCGAUAAAAGUUGCAUGUACAUCUUUGUUCUCAUUCUUGGCGGAUUUCAAUACCAGUAUACCUGCUGUCAAAAUCGGGCUCUUUUAUGACAGCUAUAUAAAACCUCAUAGCUUUUGCGAACAUAUAACAUUCGAUGUUUUGGAUUAAAAUCCCGAAACCUAUUCGUGUACUAAAAACCCGCAAAGCCUACGAUUGUUUAAGCUUCUUUAUACAUGAGGUGACUGCGCUGAAAGAUUUCGUCUUCAAGUUUACUUGAUCAUGUUACGCCAUACGGUCGAUAAUUUUUCUGAAUAGAUAUCAAUGUUUUCUUGGCAUUGCUUCCUUGAUAAGUUGAUUCAUUUGCGAUACGGUCAACUAGUUUCUUUGACAUUUUCCCUUGCUUGACGAUUUUAUUUGCUCAUCCAUAUUGUACGACAAAAAUUGACAAGUGUUUCUUCACAAAGGUCAACGUCUUCUUCCUAAUUGAGAAGUGGCUUCAUUUUUAUUUGAAUUAUACAACGUAGGCCUACAUACAGUAAUUGGGGUCCGGUCUGGUCCGGUGUAGGUAAAAUUCCAUACGCUUUUGAAAGUACUUUAAUUUGAAAACAAAAAAUCAAAGCUUUGAAGUUCAUGAAGAAGUGUUUCAUUGAGAGUUCUUAAAUUUGUUUUCCUUUCUUAAAUUUGUCGGUUUACUAUAUUUUGUGCCUGUAAUAUUAAAAUACCGACAUUUUGCUGGACUGAUUUUGUUCAUGCAUGUUUUAAACAAAGCUGAUUGAAAUUCUUCAAAAUUGGAACAUUUUAUUGUCGCUUUUUACUGAUUUCCAACGCUCUCAUUUCAGCCAUUUAGUUUUGGUAUUCGUGAUACAUGGCCGUGAAAAUCUUUAAGUUAAACGAUCCUUGAAUUUCACUUUUCCUGCAUGACCUGUACGAACCCUGCUGGUACUUAAGUGGAAUGAAAUAUUUCUGUGUUCAUAUGGCUGUGUUCGUACUGUAUGUUUGUUGUCCGUAUGCUCUAUCUAACGCCUAGCCUGCGAACAGGCUCUCAAGCUGAAUUGAGAGCCUGCAUCGAUGACUAGUGAAUUUGAAUAUCUGCGUCUCAAAUCGUGACGCGAAAUUCUCAUUGGUCAGAUGCUAUAAUUUAUAUAUUUCCGCUGAGCUCUAUAUAUGUCAACUGCUGAACUAUGCAUAAAAAACACAUUACCUGGCUCAAAUUGGUCUCAAAGCACAAAAUGUUCUGUUUUAAGAAAACAGUAUUUAAAACAUUUGAACUUUUGCUUGAAUAUCUUGUAUUUCGAAAAACAGUAUAAACUGUACGGUCUAAAUUUAGUUUGCACGGUCUAAAUUUAGUUUGCACGAAAGUUGUAGACAACACCAUAUAAGGAUAGACAUUCCAUAUUUGGAAAAACGAACGUUACGGGGCAGAUAUUCAAAUUCAUUAGUCAUCGAUGCAGGCUCUCAAUUCAGCUUGAGAGCCUGUUCGCAGGCUAUCUAACGCCAGGUUAUUUUAUUCGUCAUUGGGAGAGUGCUGGCUUUCUGUCGGUUAAUCGAGUAAUGUCUUUUUAAGAUUAAUAUUAACAUUAUUUUCUAUUCUAUCUAGGUGCUAUGGCCGUACUUACUGGAGUUUCUGGUGCAAGAUGAAUACACAAACGCCAUCUGUGCCUUGUGUCAAAACUUGUGUUAUUUGGCAGGAAAACAACGAGAACGUGAUUCCGAGAAUUUCACCAUCGAUUUCGUGGAACUUGGUAUGUUAACGUUGUAGUCAAAUAUCACGACUUUGGCCAUCUCACUCAAUAUAACCUAACUUGAAGGGUUUUGUAAAUGAGAAUUUCGAGUGGAAUUUUUGUACAUUUAUUACUAGCCAUUCACUGUGAUUGAUUCUUACUAUGACUAUGUCUAUGAUUUUCAAAAUUUUUCUUUUCGCAAAAUCCUAUGAACUAUCCUAUGAACAGAAGUGACUGCAUGAAUAUUGUAUGGUAUGAAUAGAACUUACUGUACUUUAAAAGAUAACUGCAUGCUACUACCGCAUUAAACUUUGAAUUAGAUUUUCAACUUGUUAUUUUGCCAUGUUUGUUCAAGACCAAAUAUAUCUCCUUUUCUUGGGCGUUUGAAUUGGUCGGAUAAUACGAGCUAGACGAAUUUUGGUUGACUGUGUUGUCAUUUAUAGUAUUCGGAAUUUUCCGAAGAGACUCGAAGCUUCAAAGAGAUAUAACACGAGUUUCAGAACGCAUUCAAGAACGCGUUCCGAACGCGUUCAGGAAGGUGUUCCGAACGCGUUCUCGAAGGUGUUCCGAACGCGUUCAGGAAGGUGUUCCGAACGCGUUCUCGAAGGUGUUCCGAACGCGUUCAGGAAGGUGUUCCGAACGCGUUCUCGAAGCGCGUUCGCAGCAUUAGGUUACUUCUGAGCAGCACUGUAACCAGGGAGCAGUUGCGAAAAAUGCAACUUUAGGCCGUCUGGGUUAGAGCUCGACAACUGGACUUGUCACUCAGUUGGCUAGAGCGCUACACCCGGAAUCCCAGGGCCGCAGGCUCAAUUCCUGCCAGAGGAAUGAUAAAUGUACAAAAUUAUUUUUUGGCAGCCAUUUUCGCGGCGACUUAUCAGGUCUAAAUCGUGGAUAUUUGUAUUUCAGUGAAUUUACCAAAACCUGUACCCAUUUUGGCAAGAUUACUGGUAUGUAUGCAAUAUAAUUUUUUCUACACGAACGUAUAUUGCACAGAAAAAUGGCAAUGUCCCUGAGUAUUCAUAGCGUAGUCAAGAAUUGGUUUUGUAUAAAAGAAAGUUGUACUUCGUUUUGCCUGAUUUUAUGAAAAUAAGGCUCAAAUAUUACCAGAAUCCCAGAUCCUUCCUAUCGCCGAAAAAAAGUGUCCUCAGAUUGCGACUACUUUCCUAUGCCGUCGUGAAAUCGACAAUGAAAAGGUACAUAUUUUGAUUACCGCUAUACCAUUAACCAAUCAAAUGAGUUUAAUCUAUCCGAGUAACCAAUCAAAUGCGUAUUAACCCGGCGAGAGGUAGCGGAGGUGAUAGUGGUAGUCAAAUCUGAACCUCCCUGAUUUGGAGAUGGCGACAUCUGAUGGUCUUGAAUUAGCUACAUAUCAAUAGGUUGAUAUUUCAACAGUAAUAGGCUUAGGAAUGUAGUCGCAUUCCUGAAUGUUUUUAUUACGUUUUUAUUCAGGCGAGAGGAAUUAACUGAGUUCAUUAAAUUAGAGUUCGCAAUACUUUCGGUCAAGGGAUUAGCAAAAUUUGUUUGAGAUAGUUCGGAAUUCGAGUUAACUGCAUGAGUUCGAGGUAACGGGAAGUAAAAAUGAUUGAAAUAGUAGUAUGGGCAAAUCCACUAGUAAGGAUUUUGAAAAAAAAUCCAGUGUUAUUGACGGCAUCUUGUAUGCAGGUGACACUAAAGGAAAGUGUUUUGGGGACCUGUAUUUUUCAAACAUCUUUCGUCUCUUGGUCGAUGUGUUCUUGCGUCUAUAUGGGUCAUUGGACUUAAUUUGGUUAAUUUGGUAAAGUUGCAUUAAUUGUAUUUAAUAUAUUCAAUGUUCGCAGGUUUUAGGGGGACAUCCGUUGGCUGGGAAAGAAAGAGGAACACAUGUUCUUGGUCUCCUAAAGUUAUUAUCACCAAUCCUGCACCCUGAAAUUGAGGAACUUUGGGACACUGUCAUACCAAAAUUGGUGCAAUAUGUUGAAGGUGAGAGAGUAUGAAAGCAGUUUCGCGCGUUCCUCUCUGUGGAAAACGUUGUCAUAUAUAGAAUACUAUGCGAAACCGUCUCCACACGGUCUUUUUGUCAUACUAUGCUUUUUUAAACUCAUUCUGGUGCCAAAAUGUAGUUAAAUUCGUCCACGUUUGUAAGACAAAUUUUGCCGCCAUAUUGGAUUUUUGUUGUUUUGAUUUCCCGCUCCCCCCAGCCAUCACGAAGAUCAUUAAUUGCACUUCCGGAGAGUGCCAUUAAUGAAAUAAUUGCACUCCUCUUAAUCAAUCAGAUUGCAGUAAUUUUGUCAUGUAUAUAAUAAAUCGAGUUAGUCCAUAAAAGUUGUAAUUAUUGCAGAAAAUAAAGAAAAUGAAGAGGAAUGGAAUCAGAAAUCUUGGGAAAAUCUAUUACUUAAGGUGAACAUAUCAUCAGAAUAAAGUUUAAUAAGCAACCUGCGCAGCAAAAAUGACCAACUUGAAACAAAAGCUAAUUUCGCCCCACAGUGUGUAAGUGUAAAUGCUGUACCUCACAAUCCAUUAUACACCUCCCCUGAAAAGUCAUGCACCUCCCCUUGGGAAAGUUUCAAUGAUAGAUCAAAGUGAAAACUCGACAUUUUUGGUUGCUUAGGGUCUACACUUCGUAAGAAAGUUUUUCUGUAUAAUUGAAACAGUGAUAGCCAUUCUUCUUUGUGUCAAGUACCCUCUUAAAGCAAAGUUUUGAAAGAAACUUUGUAGUAAUUACAAUGAAGGGCAAAAUUGGGUUAGUUGUACUAAUUCAUUAAUACACUGGUACAUAUGUAUAAUAGGUCACGUCCUUGACUUCUGCCCAUUCUAAGCCCUAACUUUCCAUGGCGGUCGUGAGCUAGACUGCUGCCCCUAAAUAUGUUUCCACCUCCCCCACUAUUUCUACGAAAAUUCGGUGGAAAUGUUGAAAUGUUACUAGAUCAAAGGCUAUAGUACAGUUUAAAAAAAUACUUAAUGGUUCACGUAUACUCAAGUUCAAUGUUAUUUCCAUCUAUUUAGUUUUUCUCCAAAACACUGGACGAGGUGGAGGACGAGGAAUGGAGUAUAGCAGUUGGAUUAGAGUUAGGAAAUCAAAUACGGCUAUAUACCAAUCAGUCUGAAGAUAAGGUCGGUUAGACAGUUUCUUCAUGGGCGAGAUGUCUUAAUUGUGGUAUUUUUUUAAACUACAGCUAGGGUAUAUAUAUAUAUAUAUAUAUAUAUAUAUAUAUAUAUAUAUAUAUAUAUAUAUAUAUAUAUAUAUAUAUAUAUAUAUAUAUAUAUAUAUAUAUAUAUGUAUGUAUAUUCAAUCGUUUCAUGAAUGUGCAAAAAAACGAUCAGUUUCUGCACGGUUGAUUUUUGUACUAGCAUAUUUGGUCUUCUCUGUAAAGUAAAAUAAAGAAAGGUACACUUAAGGAAUUAUAUUUGGUAUUUUAAAGACAAUCCUUAAGUGUACCGUUCAUAAUUUUGUUUUACACAGAAUACAAAAUAUUCUAGUACAAAAAUUAUUUCAUGUCAAUUUUAUUGUGGCUAUGUUAUGUGGCUGGCUGUGUUUGAAUUUUCGCAAUUUUGCAAAUUUCUCAUGCACUUAGAAGCUAGUUCUUUUUUUCAGAAUUUUCUUUACAAAUGUGUGGGUGUUGUGAUGAAAGUUGUCACAAAAAAAGAUUUCAUUCAGAGUCAGCUUUCUGUUAUAUUUUCGUCCACGAAACAUUCUGAUACCGACGAGAAAGAGGUUUGUUUUUUACAUCGGGGUAUGUGGUUACCUUUAAAGGUGGCAUGGGUAGAACUGAAACGAUGACACGGUGGAGGGACUCUCAAAGGGGGGCGGUGUGACAAGGCGUGGAGGGUGCAACAUGAUAAACGUGGAAAGUGCCAGUAUUUAUUUUUGGUUCUAAUACAUGACCUAAUAAUAUGAACAUGGUAGUAUACACUCGGGGUGGCAUCACAAGCAUCAUAUUCACCUGAGUACAUUACACCAACACAGAGGAAAUUCAUGAUUACUAGAUUACAUCGGUAUCGAAGGAAGGCAUGGCUCAGUUGGAAGAGCAUUGGGCUAGUAUUCGAAAGGUCGUAGGUUCGAUUCUCACCGUGACCAGGCAUAUUUUUCAAGCUUUUCCGGUGUGGAUAUACACUCGGGGUGGCAUCACAAGCGUCAUAUUUACCUGAGUACAUUACACCAACACAGAGGAAAUUCAAAUGCAGCUUACUAACAUCUUUACCGCAUCAUUUCAAAAAUAUUGCCCCCCCCCUAUCCGGCAUGACAUUUUUAACACGAGAGGCUCAGCCCAAAAGGGUAACAUAUGUCAUAUGACGAGACCAAAUGUGAGGAAGUUAACCUACCGCACGGUUUUAGCCAGCCUACUUGCCGUCCAGUUGUUUUAUGGUCAGCAUGUUAGAUCUAAACUCUUGUUUGACAUGGAUUCAGUUACGUUUACACCUCUUUGUAGAGUGGAAUAGGAUUUAGUCCCACCUAUAUUUGCAGCAAUUUGUCCUCCUGCCAGAAACUUCAUUAUUUGUCCUCUGAAUCCUUCACUGAAGUCUAUAAGCAUUAUUGGUGACCAUGCGUGUAGAGGGUCCGAUUAACUUAUAUUCUCAGCGAUUCUCUAAAUAUUUUGUAAGCAUACUUAUAGGUGUUAUCACGGUUAAAGAAGUUUUAAAUAAAAGUAUACUCUAGUAUAUUGGAUAGUACCUGUUGAUGGGUUAGAAUUGAGUGUAUUCGGUGAAUGCAUCAAGUGAACGUAAUUAAUAUUGCAGGGAUGUGCCAUGGCGUUUGGUUUCUGUGCGUCGAAUAAUCUUGAUGCCGUCCUAUUAAAGUUGGAACAAAUUACGAAAAAUGAAAUGGUGCCAAAAUCGUCUGGUUUUCUCGGAUUAAUGAAGG